ACAUGAUGCCCCGAGUUUUCCCACCUAGUGGGUGAAGGAGGCGGUGCAGUGCGGACCUGCAGCUUCGCGCUGGGACUGGUUCUUUCGCAGCCAUUUUCUGUCCAACCACACGGCCGUUUGGAGAAGGUAACCAACCAGGGCUUCAUUGCAGAUGGACGGAGACAGUACCACCACCGAUACCUCUCAGUUGGGGAUAACUGGAGAAUAUAUGACCGGAGGCCACUAUGUGCUUCAAGCUCAAGAUGAUGAUGGUGAUGAAAGCCUUCACGACCAUGAAGACGGCAAUGGUUGCAAAGAUAAUCUCAGAGAGCAGGACAUAUAUCUCCCCAUUGCUAAUGUAGCACGUAUCAUGAAGAACGCCAUCCCACAGACAGGAAAGAUUGCAAAAGAUGCCAAAGAAUGUGUACAGGAAUGCGUGAGUGAGUUCAUUAGCUUCAUCACAUCAGAAGCCAGUGAGCGAUGUCAUCAGGAGAAACGGAAAACCAUCAACGGGGAAGACAUUCUGUUUGCCAUGUCCACUCUCGGUUUUGACAUGUAUGUUGAGCCCCUGAAGCUCUACCUGCAGAAGUUCAGAGAGGCGAUGAAAGGUGAGAAGGGUGUUGCCGUGGGAGUUUCAGAAGGCCUGGGAGAGGAACUUGCCGAUGACAGUUUUUCAAAUCAGUUGUCUGGGGGCCUGAUCUCACCUGAUGGCCAGCAGCAGAAUGUCAUGGUGUACACCACCUCGUAUCAACAGCUCCCCGGUGUUCAGCAGAUCCAGUUCUCCUGACCUGGUCCAGCUCUAGACUGUGCAGCCUCUGAUCUAUCCAAAGGAUAAGAUUGGUUCCUCGCCUUGAGAAGAUUUACAGGCCGUUUUGGAAGAUGACGAGACGAUGGGUUAUGAGAGCAGGAAAACGAGCGCCUGCUGACAGCCGAGCCUGAAUUUGUACAUUUUCUUAGUGAUGUCUGUAAUUCACAGUAGUCAUUUGUUACCAUUAUAAUAUGUAUUCAUUUUAAACAGUCUGUGAGGUAAUGUUCCUCUGUGUGAAGACUGCCACCAGUUUUUUGUGAAUUGUUUUCUGUCCCUUUUAUUUGUUAGGAGUUUUUAAAAUUUGGGGAGGUGGGCUAGAGAGGGGAGCGGGAGGUGUGGGAGGGUGGAAGAAUUGUGAACUUGUAUACAUACAUGAAAUAAAGGGAUUUUCAUUUAAUUUCUAUUUGAAACAAGAUUAACUUAAUGUCAAUUGUCAUUUCAUGUUGAUUCUUAAAAUAAACACGGAGACGUGAAAGCCUGAAUGACCAUA
Astyanax mexicanus (Mexican tetra) is the source of this 1277-nucleotide messenger RNA. RefSeq names its product nuclear transcription factor Y, beta a (gene nfyba). Gene Ontology annotation, cellular component: CCAAT-binding factor complex; nucleus. The transcript is spliced from 7 exons. The record is from RefSeq and is a predicted model, not a curated record. Gene Ontology annotation, molecular function: DNA-binding transcription activator activity, RNA polymerase II-specific; RNA polymerase II cis-regulatory region sequence-specific DNA binding; protein heterodimerization activity. Gene Ontology annotation, biological process: regulation of transcription by RNA polymerase II. Lineage: Eukaryota; Metazoa; Chordata; Actinopteri; Characiformes; Acestrorhamphidae. The coding region runs from base 152 to 766 and encodes 204 amino acids.